Messenger RNA from Pecten maximus, 2293 nucleotides. RefSeq lists its product as uncharacterized. Gene Ontology annotation, molecular function: ligand-gated sodium channel activity. The transcript is spliced from 10 exons. Gene Ontology annotation, biological process: sodium ion transmembrane transport. Gene Ontology annotation, cellular component: membrane. The record is from RefSeq and is a predicted model, not a curated record. Lineage: Eukaryota; Metazoa; Mollusca; Bivalvia; Pectinida; Pectinidae. Bases 93 to 2228 code for a protein of 711 amino acids.
AGUAUAUACUACAGUGUACUCUGUACUAGACCGAUCAGACGACCUAUACACAUUGGUAGGAAAGGCUGCACACAAGGUAAAAUUGAUUUAUAAUGGACGGGGAUUCUAAUUCCUGGCAGCAUAGGUGCGAACGCUAUUUUACCUCGAUAUCAGAAUCUGACGAAAGGAGAGGAGGAUGGGGAUACAUGCGAACACCUGAUGAACCAAAUAUGGAAUGGAAGAAUCUUGCAGGACUAGCAAACGAAGCAAAGAAACGGUCGUCUGCCUUUUCCCGCGCAAAGCGAUGGAUGCGACAGUUAGACAUUCACGGAUGUGGCCGUGUAGGAUAUGCAUCCUUCGUGGAGAGUGUAUUUUGGAUUUUAAUUUCUGUUUUAGCAUUCGGUGCCUUGUCUUAUGUUGUGUUUUUAUAUGCAGAGAUUUAUUUAAACACAUCACAUUUUCAAACCUUAUCAUACAAAAUUCCACCAUUUUCAUCUUCAUCUCCAAAUAUCACAAUAUGUAAUAACAAUAAACUACGAAAAUCAGCAUUACAACAUUCUCAGAAUCGUUUUCAAGCGUUGUUAAACGUUUCCUCAAAGACAAACAAAAUUCUGCAACAGAGACAGCAAACAUUAACGGCAAAAGAACUUUUAGAAAGGACGACUUUGUAUGACAAUCUGACAAGCAUUCUACAACAUUCUGAGCUUAAAUCUCUCUACAGUGAACUGGAGGAGGAGUAUUUACCAUAUUCCUACAUGUCCUCGCCGAGCGAUUACGGAUCGUUGUACCUCUGGGGGAUACAGGAAGGCGUGGAGAUUCUCAAAGAUGUUGUAACUCCUACCAAAUCCGAGUUACAGACUUACGGACAUAGGAAAGAUACACUGAUCGUUCAUUGUUGGGCAGACGGGAAAAACUGCAACAAAAACAGGUUUUUCAGUGAACAUCAGGAUCCAGACCUUGGCAACUGUGUGACCUUUUCAAAUCCGGACAAUAACAUAGAAACAGUUAGUUUCUUACUAAACGUGGAGCCGGAGGAGACCGUUGGAGAGUUAACCCCGUCUGUGGGUGUGCACGUUUAUGUUGGCGAGAGAGACAGUGGUCAGAAUACCCUCACAAUAUCUCAACCGGGCACGGCAGUCUUCGUAAACACACAGAAGAAAUCCAAAAUUGACAGAACCAAAGGCUGCAAUCCUCAACAACUUUAUUCACAAAAGGCGUGUUUGAGACAGUGUGUUGAUGAAAUGAUAGAAUCUUUCUGUCAGUGUCAACGAUCGUUUGACGUCAUAGCAACAGAACAAUGCCGCGUUGACGUAAAAUUUGAAAACAUUUGUGCAAGGACAAUACAAAAACUUUACUCGCUUGGCAAACUGAAGUGUGGCUGUCUUCCUAGAUGCAGUCAAUCACUGUACAGCGUAGAAGCGUCGUCGUCCACUUGGCCAUCCCCUGGGAACAUCGGCUAUAUAGAGCAGUUCCUGUUCCAACAGGGAGUCAACAGUUCGCAUCACUUCAUCAGGAAUUCGUUGACGAAGGUGACAGUCAACUACAAGGAUAUGGUAGAGGAGACAGUCACAGAAUCGUCAUUAACGCUGCUGGACCUUGUCGCAAAGAUUGGUGGUAUAUCAGCCAUACUGGUGGGAAUAUCGGCCAUUAGUAUACUGGAGGUGUUGUGGUUCCUAGUCAGGCUACUGACGUACGGAUGUCGUCAGCUGAUUAAACGGUUUGUUUGGUCUAAACAGAGAGAUAAUAUACACCGAUUGGCCGAAUCCGACGUCACUUCUAUCACAUGGCAGGCCUACCGUCAAAAACGGAGAGAAGAAGUGAAAAACAACAACUCCGCUCUUACUAAACAAGCCGUACGACGGAACAGUAGUCGUCAAAGUCGACAAUCUCUACCCACAAUUACAGAGGAAAACAAACGUCGGAAACUCCCAAACGGCCAUCUUGAAAACAACCUGUACGCACACCCAUGGGAACGGACAGGACACCGACGUGUUUACAAUAACUUAAUAAAAGCUGAUCACACAUCCGGGUCAGAAUUUCCUGUUUUUAAUUCCCUGAAUGAUUUACGGCCUCCUCGAUGUUCCACGCCUGACAACUCUGACCAUCUCAACAGCCGUUUGCUCCAAAUGGAUGGUGGGAACGCACAUCAUUAUCCACAUCAAGGCAGAAUCGUGACCCCGGCCGACGCAAUCCAAAGAUACGGGCAUUCAGCAAGUAAAUACAUAUCAAGUGAAGGCAUAUAUCUGUGACGGACAAGAUUAUAUGCAACAAUACUGUUAAUACGUCCAUCUGUGUGCUUGUUUGUUUGUUUGUU